UUCACUUGCUUUAAAUUUUACGUUAAUCUGGAGAAUUUUUAUCACUUGUAUUUUAUUUUCUCCUAUUUAUUUUUUGUAUUAUUGGUGAUAAUUAAUUAAUUAAUUAAAUAAACAGAUAAUAAUGUCACCGAAGUCGUUGCUGAGGCACCCGGACGCUCAGUCAAAUUUAAGCGAAAUCGAAACUGGAACUUCAUUUGCUGCAAUUUAUCCAGAUUCAUCACCGACAAUAAUAGCACCAGAGGCUGUUAAAAAAGUUGUUAUUUGCAGCGGCAAAGUUUAUUACGAUCUUAUUGCCGAGAGGAGAGAAAGAAAACUCGAUGAAUUAAUAGCAAUUGUCAGGAUUGAACAGAUAUGUCCCUUUCCAUAUCACUUGGUAGCCAAGGAAAUUUCAAGGUUUCCUAUUGCCAAGAUAAUGUGGGUGCAAGAAGAACAUCAAAACCAAGGUGCAUACUACUACGUCCGCGAUCGCAUUGCACUGGCAUUAGGAUUACCCAUAGAAGAGAUAAGAUACGGAGGCCGCGCACCAUCGGCCGCACCUGCUACAGGCAGCAAAAUGAUUCACCAACAAGAAAUACAAGAUUUUUUAAACACCGCCAUGAGUAUUGAGUAAUUUAGCUUACAUAAAAUAAGUUAAGUUAGAAAAAACUCACGGAUAAACAUAAAUACCGCUUGCGUCUCUUAAACCAAACAACCGAUCCGUCAAAAGAAUAACGAUUCAUUUUUUAUAAAUUAUUCUCCACUUGUCCAAUUGAUCUAGCUCACAUUAUAUUCACCAGCUAGAUCUCUACUGCAUUAUUGACUCAAAUGUAUGAUAUUAGUGAUGUACAGAUAGAAGGAGGAAGCGAUAUAUACAUAUAUAUUUAAGAAGAAGAAUAAAAAUGAUUUAUUAUUAUUAUUAUUAUUGGCAAUCAAUGAGAACUGGUAUUGAAAGGUGUCGAUUGUCAAUUCAACCAAGUGUUAAUAAUUGACGUAAUAUAUUCAUGUAAUAUUUACACACGUGUAUUUAUUAUUAUUAUUUAUUUUUUUUUUAGCAAUUAAUAAGUGACCGGUUGAAUAAA
This is a messenger RNA of Microplitis demolitor, 1058 nucleotides long. Its product is annotated as 2-oxoglutarate dehydrogenase complex component E1-like. Gene Ontology annotation, biological process: tricarboxylic acid cycle. Bases 122 to 610 code for a protein of 162 amino acids. NCBI's taxonomy places the organism in Eukaryota, Metazoa, Arthropoda, Insecta, Hymenoptera, Braconidae. The transcript has 2 exons. Gene Ontology annotation, cellular component: mitochondrion; oxoglutarate dehydrogenase complex. Gene Ontology annotation, molecular function: oxoglutarate dehydrogenase (succinyl-transferring) activity; thiamine pyrophosphate binding. The record is from RefSeq and is a predicted model, not a curated record.